UUCUGUUUUCCAUUUUUGUGGUGCUACUCAUGCAAUACGAUUUCAAUUUGAAUUAGGGUUUUUCCUUUACUUUUUUCUCCUUUUUUCCAACUAUAUAUUCUUGUUUGUUCUAUACAGGUAGAUUGUUUCUCUAUCUAGAAUCGCAGCUGCCGCGUCUGGUUAACGCUUUCGCUCUCAUCGUCCGAGAACUUUUCUGCGCCUUGAUUUUUUUAUAUUUGAGAUCAAUGGCUGAUGGUCACGAAACUGAUAAGAACAUUGAGAUAUGGAAAAUCAAGAAGCUCAUCAAGGCACUCGAAGCAGCUCGAGGCAAUGGAACCAGUAUGAUUUCUCUUAUCAUGCCUCCUCGCGAUCAAAUAUCUCGUGUUACCAAGAUGCUUGGAGACGAAUUCGGAACUGCAUCCAACAUCAAGAGCAGAGUCAAUCGCCAAUCAGUGCUCGGUGCAAUUACAUCUGCUCAGCAGCGGCUGAAAUUGUACAACAAGGUUCCUCCAAAUGGCCUUGUUCUCUACACUGGAACCAUUGUUACUGAAGACGGGAAGGAAAAGAAAGUGACAAUUGACUUCGAGCCGUUCAGGCCCAUAAACGCAUCUCUUUAUCUAUGUGACAACAAAUUCCACACUGAGGCGCUGAAUGAACUUUUGGAAUCUGAUGACAAGUUCGGCUUUAUUGUAAUGGAUGGUAACGGGACUCUCUUUGGAACGUUGAGUGGUAAUACUAGGGAGGUUCUUCACAAAUUUACUGUGGACCUGCCUAAGAAGCAUGGAAGAGGAGGGCAAUCUGCAUUGCGUUUUGCUCGUCUCCGCAUGGAGAAGCGCCAUAACUAUGUCCGCAAAACAGCAGAGCUUGCCACCCAGUUUUAUAUCAAUCCUCAGACGAGCCAACCCAAUGUCUCAGGACUCAUUCUGGCUGGUUCAGCUGACUUCAAGACUGAGCUCAGUCAGUCUGAUAUGUUUGACCCUCGUCUGCAGGCGAAGAUUCUAAAUGUGGUGGAUGUUUCGUAUGGAGGGGAAAAUGGUUUCAAUCAGGCGAUUGAGCUGUCUGCGGAGAUCCUCUCCAAUGUGAAGUUUAUACAAGAGAAGCGUUUAAUAGGCAAGUACUUUGAGGAGAUUAGUCAGGAUACCGGCAAGUAUGUUUUUGGCGUUGAUGACACGUUGAAAGUUCUUGAAAUGGGUGCUGUUGAGACGCUUAUUGUUUGGGAAAAUCUGGACAUGACCAGAUACACGCUGAAGAAUACUGUAACCGGUGAAAUCCUCAUAAAACACUUCAACAAGGAGCAGGAUUCUGAUCAGAGUAACUUCCGUGAUCCAGCUACAAAUGCUGAACUAGAGGUUCAGGAAAAGAUGUCAUUACUUGAAUGGUUUGCCAGUGAGUAUAGACGUUUUGGUUGCACGCUUGAGUUUGUCACGAACAAAUCACAAGAAGGUUCCCAGUUUUGCCGGGGCUUUGGAGGAAUAGGAGGAAUCCUGCGCUAUCAGCUGGAUGUUCGGGCUUUUGAUGAUCUUUCCGAUGAUGGAGAAGUUUAUGAAGAUUCUGAAUAGCAAUCAAUCAAAUUUUCCAAUCCCGGUGCAGGUUGCAGGGAUGGAGCGGAAGCACUGCACCGGUGCGCGGGGGCUCGCCCCUCUGACUAUGCCGCUCGGAUUGUAUUGGCUGAAAAAGAUGGAGCGAAGCUUGAUGAGGUCUGUGGCGCCUGCAUUUUCUUUAACAAUUAACAUGAUCUUCUGCAAAAUAAAUGUUGUAAUUUCUUUUUUCCGAUUUCCCCUUCAUGUGAUGCAGGAUCAUGGACAAACUAUCUGGAAAGGAAGAGAGAUAGUGCUGCAAGAAGGUAAUGACGCCCUACGUUCUUUACCCGUAGAGGAGGUAAUGUCAUGAUGCCCUACAUGCUUUGUCUGUGAGGGCUGUAUAUCACCGUUAUGUGGAGUCGUAUUAUUAUAUGCGUUAAGGAGACGAGGUUUUGAUUGAUCAUUUCCUAUGUUGAAGUUCAUUGCUCAGGUCGGGGUCGUGUUCGUGUCUGUGUUGUAUUCGUAUCUGUGUCUGGGUUGAAGUUUAUUUUCUGGCUGUUUGGGGAAAAUAAUUUAGGGUCGUGUAAUAAGUAACUGCAUUUGGAUCUUUGUUGAUGCAGCAGAUUUCGAUUGUUAUACUAUUAUGUGUUUGAUUUGGUUUGUUUA
This is a messenger RNA of Salvia miltiorrhiza (redroot sage), 2165 nucleotides long. RefSeq names its product eukaryotic peptide chain release factor subunit 1-3-like. The record is from RefSeq and is a predicted model, not a curated record. NCBI's taxonomy places the organism in Eukaryota, Viridiplantae, Streptophyta, Magnoliopsida, Lamiales, Lamiaceae. The transcript has 2 exons. Gene Ontology annotation, biological process: cytoplasmic translational termination. Gene Ontology annotation, cellular component: translation release factor complex; cytosol. Gene Ontology annotation, molecular function: translation release factor activity, codon specific; sequence-specific mRNA binding. The coding region runs from base 225 to 1538 and encodes 437 amino acids.